Alternaria atra is the source of this 2916-nucleotide messenger RNA. RefSeq lists its product as uncharacterized. Bases 1 to 2916 code for a protein of 971 amino acids. The transcript has 5 exons. NCBI's taxonomy places the organism in Eukaryota, Fungi, Ascomycota, Dothideomycetes, Pleosporales, Pleosporaceae. The record is from RefSeq and is a predicted model, not a curated record.
AUGGCGACUUCGUCUGGGAGUGUGUUUGGGGCUACGCUUCAAACGAUCACCACCACAAAACUUGAAGAGCUCGCGAAGCAACGCGGUGUCUUUGAAGAAGAGUAUGCUACGCUCGUCGCUGCUGCGAAAGCUGAGACAGACCCGCUAAAACGUCUGUGCCUCCUCCUUGACGGCUCAAAAGCAUGUCUUGGCUUACAAACGGAAAAAAGAACCAAGGAUGGUCGUGCCGGCCGAGUGAUCAGCGGAUCAUCCAGAAACCUUCGUCUCGAGACUGACCUUAAGAAUCUCGAUCGCUUCAUCGAGCAGGCCCGGUUCGACCCUUCUGUUUCAGCUCAGGUUCUUUCAGAUUGGGAAGAAACCCUCUUCCGAUACUUGUCCGUUCAGUCUACCAAAUUCCAGUAUGCAGAUCUAUAUGGAAAACUGGUCACUGAAUGGCUUUCAUCUGAAAAGCCUACAAGCGACGACGGCGACGUCGAGAUGAGCGAGAGCUUCGAGGAAGUACCUGGUGCUAAAAAGCUUGCAUCCCGCGCUGAUUGGGAGAAGGACGUCUUUAACGCGGCUGAAGUAGAUGAGCAAGCUCUGAGGUCGUACCUUGACGAGCUGUUCAAGACAGAUAGCAAAGAUGGCUCCGCUGCGAUUCGCGAGUUGCGCCAAAAAGUUGAAGAUUUCGAGCCGAGUUUCAAAGGCUCGACAUCAUUCAACGCCCAUACUCUUCGCUCAACUAUCCAGGGACUCCUGAACUCCGAUCUUCUCUCAAAUGAGAAGCGAGAGGCGCUCAGAGACUUCCUUAGUAACGAAGUAAUACUCGGGGAACUGUGUGACAUUCUCAACGUGCGAAUGACGGCCCUUGAUCGCUGGACUUGGGGUCCACAUGUUCUGCUAGAGCAAAGGAGGAAGAUUAACGGUGACUUCUCGAUUCAUUUCGAUCCUGACCUUCUUCAGGCAAUCUUCCUCCAUUACAUUGGUGUGAAGUGGUCUGUGUUCUUCAAAUCGGCAUUUAUGGACAUGCACAAGCAUGUAGUUUGGAAGAGAAACUCAACACAGGUUUCAAAGGUCGACCGUCUACGACGAUCGUACUUUUUGGGGGAUCAAGGUACUCAAGUUCACUCGACCGUUGAAAAGAAGCGUGAAAGCAUACAUCGCAACCGAUAUUUUGCCUACCAAUUGCUAGAUCAUGAUACCCAGCAGAUCGAGGCAGACGACGGUGAAGAGGAGGCAGAGUACGGAGACUACGUUGUCCAAAAGCCUAAAAAGGCGUUGAAACGAGGAGGACUUUUCGGUGGAAUGCAAUCAAAUGCGGUCCAGCAACCAAGUACAGGACGUACAAAGCAGACAGCAAGAAAGUCUACUGGCGCCCAGGCGAGUUUAUUUGGCGGGUUUGGCGCUGUCCCGGAGGAAUGCGAGGCUAGCGAGGACGACAGAGAUUCGUACAGCGACGGAGAUGAGGAAUACCGCCGUCAGCCCAAGAAGCCGAUGGAAGCGAAGCAAAGCCUACUUCACCUCAUAUCUACUGAAAUCGUUCUGAAUACGAGACUGCACGGAGGACUGACCUGUCUGCAUACAACUUUCAACUCCUGGAAUACACUGUUGCCACAUCAGACCAUCUCUAUCGUUCUCGACUUCCUUGGCGUGUCGAACAAAUGGCAGAAAUUCUUUGUGUGCUACCUGCAGGCACCACUGAAGUUCAUAGAUGAUCCAUCGUCUGAGCCGCGCUUGCGCCGCCGAGGCAUGCCAGGCUCCCACGCCCUGAGCGAUACAUUAGGGGAGGCCGUGCUUUUUUGUUUAGAUUUCGCUGUAAACCAAGCCACUGACGGACCAGAUCUACACCGUCUCGGGGACGACAUCUGGUUCUGGAACAAGGACUAUAAUACGUGUGCUAAUGCCUGGGCAAGUAUUGUCAAGUUUGUUGACGUCACAGGAGUCAAGCUAGACGAGAAGAAGACAGGCAGUGUUCGCGUCUCGCACGACUCCGAUGCUGAGAUCGACAAUCGCCUACCAGAAGGCGACAUCCGAUGGGGCUUCCUACAACUAGAGCCAAAGAGUGGUCGGUUUAAGAUCGAUCAAAAGAUGGUCGACGGUCAUGUGGAAGAGCUGCGCAUGCAGCUCCAAGGCAAGCUGAAGAGUGUCAUCGACUAUAUACAGGUCUGGAACUCCUAUGCAGCUACGUUCUUUAGCUCCAACUUCGGGAUGGCUGCCAAUUGCUUCGGCCGCGAACAUGUCGACAUGAUGCUCGCUACCCAUCGCCACAUCCAGAACAGCAUUUUUCCAGAUGGCAGCAUCGUACAACACCUGAAGACGAUAAUCAAAGAGCGAUUCUCUGUUGAAGACGUUCCGGAUGGAUUUCUCUUCUUCCCAGUCGAGCUUGGAGGUCUGGAUUUGAAGUCUCCGUUUGUGGGUCUUCUGCAAAUCCGGGAAUCGGUAAGAGAAAAUCCGUAUGAUCUGCUGGACGAGUAUGAAGAAACUUUACAUAAUGACUACCAUACCGUCAAGCGCGCCUUCGACAAGGGCGUUCGCCGUAAUGCGCGUCGUAAUGCCGAGGAUGCGAACUGGAAGCCUGAGGACCCUGACACAUUCUUCCCCUUUGAGGAGUUCACCAAGUAUUCAGAAUCAUUUGACAGUAUAGGUAGAGCGAACUUGGAAGAUGUUUACAAGAAGUUGCUGGAGCGCCCUCAAGAAAAGCCCAUCGACGCAAGUGAACACGUCCUGCAGGCGCAGGCGCAGCUCUCGGGUCAGAACAACUUACGCGGUAUCACCGCCCACUGGACUUCAAUGGAAGCCUACUGGAAGUGGAUCGCACAAAUGUACGGCCCGGACAUGAUUGAUACGUUCGGUGGUCUGAAUGUAGUUGACUUCGGAUUGUUGCCUAUCGGUAUGGUAUCUAUGUUCCGGCAGAGGCGUACUAAGUGGCAGGGUUAA